AUGUUUUUCUUGAAGAAAUUGUUACUUUCUAGGCAUGGCAACGAACAUCUGCCUCAGGAGGUCCUCAACUUUCGACUGGUUUAUGGGAUUGUUGUCUAUGGCUUCAUGGGCGCCGUACGUGGUCUAGAUGAAGGCCUCAUCGGAACAACCACAACUCUGCCAUCUUUCUCGCGACAAUUCAAGCUGGAAGAUCCGUCCUUGGACGCGGAUGCACAAGCCAACAGACUGUCAAACAUCACGUCGAUGGUACAGCUUGGAUCCAUUGCUGGGUCUCUCGUGGCAUUCUUCCUCACAGAUCGAAUUGGACGAGUAUGGGCAGUUCGAGAGCUCGUUGUUAUAUGGAUGAUUGGCAUCGCAAUCUACCUAGCCGCUGCAGCGAACGGCAGCCUAGGCAUGGUCAUCGCAGGUCGUUUCAUUGCAGGCAUUGGAAUAGGGCAGACAACCGUCGUAGGCCCGACAUACCUGGCUGAAAUCGCACCUGGUGCGUUUCGUGGCCUGGCCGUGUCGGUCUUCGCUGGCAUGGUCUACUUCGGAACUAUGUUGGCAUACUUCGCUGCUUGGGGCUCAUCGUUGCAUAUCAGCGACGACUCUCAACUGCAAUGGAUUCUUCCUAACUUGCUACAUGUCUACUUCGCAGCCCUGAUUGCUUUGGGAUCUUUCUGGUCGAUUGAGAGCCCCAGGUGGCUUGUCAAAGUCGGAAAAGUGCAAAAAGCUGGGCAAAAUCUUGCGAAAAUUCGCGAUCUGUCGGAAGAUCAUGAGUUCGUGACUGCAGAGAUGAAGGAUAUCAGUGACCAACUGGAACGAGAAGCAGAAGCCACGAAGAGCACAGGAUUCUUGGCGAGACUGAAGGAAUUCGUGGUCCCGGCACCCAAUCGAUACCGAUUGAUGCUCUCUGUCAUGACACAGCUUCUGAGCCAAUGGUCUGGGGCAUCAAGUAUCACCAUAUACGCACCACGCUACUUUGCCAUGAUCGGGACGUCCGGGACUGAAGGCCGUCUACUCGCAACAGCCGUGUUGGGAGCCGUGAAGCUCUCCACUGCCAUCAUAUGUGCAAUCUUCCUGAUCGACUGGAUUGGGCGCAAGAGAUCCAUGCUCGGUGGCAUCACAAUCCAAUCUAUCGCACUUCUCUAUGUCGCUCUCUUCCUUCAGAUCAGUGGAUCUGCUGAUAAAGCGGGAGUGUCUCAAUCUCCAAGCACCAAGCGAGCUGCCACCGGAGCUGUUGCUAUGAUAUAUCUCUCUGGCGUCGGUUGGGCGGCUGGUUGGAAUACUAUGCAGUACCUUAUGAGCGCUGAGACGUAUCCGCUGCAGCUUCGAGCGCUGGGAAGCUCUGUGGCUAUGGCUGUGCCUGAGAUGCUGAUCGGGCUCACAAAUCCUGGCACAAUGUUCUUCUUCGCAGCGGUGUCCGCAAUCGGGCUCCUGUGGGUGUGGUUCUUCGUGCCAGAGUUGAAGGGUAUGAGCUUGGAAUCCGUCGAUGCAGUGUUUGAGUUGCCAUGGUAUGUCAUUGGACGUAGAGGUCCUCAGCUGGUGCACGACCUGGAAGAUCAUGAAACGAUUGAACGCAUUGCGGAGGCCAAGGGCGAUGCUGUGACGAUCGAGCAUUCUGAGAAGGUAAAAGGCACGCAUUAG
Zasmidium cellare ATCC 36951 is the source of this 1626-nucleotide messenger RNA. RefSeq lists its product as uncharacterized. Gene Ontology annotation, molecular function: carbohydrate:proton symporter activity. NCBI's taxonomy places the organism in Eukaryota, Fungi, Ascomycota, Dothideomycetes, Mycosphaerellales, Mycosphaerellaceae. The transcript is spliced from 5 exons. The record is from RefSeq and is a predicted model, not a curated record. Bases 1 to 1626 code for a protein of 541 amino acids. Gene Ontology annotation, cellular component: membrane. Gene Ontology annotation, biological process: transmembrane transport; carbohydrate transport.